This is a messenger RNA of Olea europaea var. sylvestris, 2324 nucleotides long. RefSeq names its product ubiquitin carboxyl-terminal hydrolase 24-like. The coding region runs from base 773 to 2083 and encodes 436 amino acids. Gene Ontology annotation, biological process: protein deubiquitination. Gene Ontology annotation, molecular function: cysteine-type endopeptidase activity; cysteine-type deubiquitinase activity. The record is from RefSeq and is a predicted model, not a curated record. The transcript has 8 exons. Lineage: Eukaryota; Viridiplantae; Streptophyta; Magnoliopsida; Lamiales; Oleaceae. Gene Ontology annotation, cellular component: nucleus; cytosol.
CUUCUGCCCCACCUCUUUCUCGCAUUUGCGUUUUCCCGUUCUCUCUCUCUAUACUCAAUUUCCAAUUUUCAUGUCUUUUGAUGUCGUUCCGUUCUGCUUGUACGACAUCGUUUUCUGCAGACGGCAUUGUUUUGUAUCCAAUGGAUCAUUCUCCAGCUCAUUCCUGAUGCCAUUGCUGUUCCCAUUUUCAAAAUGACUGAUCAUCGGCUUGUCUGUUGAUGAGAAUGGACAGAACGAAAAGAUGAAAACAUUGGAUCUCCAGAAGGGAUAUAUUAGGGUUGGUUGGUUGAGUACUCAAAUAAGCCCGUGAAACCAAAAUUGAGACAGGAAUAAUCUCGAGUUUGGGUGAGUUUCAAUGCAGGCAAGACUGUACUUGCUGGUUUACCGAACAAGUUAAGAAAGCCUGAAUGGUGUAAGAAACUGAUAAGAUAUUUCUCCGAGUUCUGGGCUAGUAGUUCUUGGCAUUAGAGUAAAGGUGCUGAUUUUUGGAUCAUUUACAGAAGAAGAGUUAAGAUCCUUGCAACACGAGCCAUCGCGAAAUAAUACAGAAAUCACAUUUGGUUCUUUGGAUUCGGCAACUUUAAGAUCUGUGGGCAUUUCAAAUACUAGUUUGUCUGAGAUUUAUUCCCCUAAAGGGUAUGAGCUGUUAAGGCCACCUCGAAUAGAAAAUACUUUUAGGACCCCUAGAAAUACUGAAAACACAUCACACUUGGAAGUUCCUUUUGUGCAGAAAAAUGGGUGCUCCAAUGAUACAAGUCCCAUUGAGCGUUAUAUGACAAAAGAACUUAAGUCUGCGUGUUUAAAUUCUGAUAAUUCUUGUGAUUUGUCAAACGACUCAAACCAGCAAAGCAUACAGCAGCCCAGUCGUAAGAGAGUUACUAAAUUGUCAUCCUUCUUGGACGAUGUAGUUUUGGAUGAUUCGACAGAAGGUUUUGACACAGUGGAUUCCAAGAAAAGUAUUGCCCAGACAGCAAAUGGGCCAAAUUCAAUUCCUAAGAAUUUUCUACCUCGAGGUUUAGUCAACUUGGGAAAUCUCUGCUUUCUCAAUGCAACUGUCCAGGCCCUUCUCUCUUGUUCUCCAUUCUUUGAACUUUUGUGUGAUCUAAGAAAUCAUAAUAUACCAGAGAUUGGAUAUCCAACAUUACGCGCAUUUGUUGAAUUUAUCUCUCACUUUGACAUGGAAGAUGAUUCAAGCUCCAAGAGGAAUGAGAAAACUGUACUGGAGACUGGACGACCUUUUCGUCCUGUCAUGUUUGAAUCCAUUCUGAAAAGUUUCACACCAGAUGUUCCAGACAACCUGUCAGGCAGGCCAAGGCAAGAAGAUGCUCAGGAGUUCCUAAGUUUUGUAAUGCAUCAGAUGCAUGCUGAAUUGCUAAAACUUGAUGGUCAAGUUCCAAAUGGAAAAGGGAAAGCGACCUCUUUGGUUUCUUCUACUAAUGAGGGUGAAAAUGAUGACUGGGAGAUGGUUGGGCCAAGGAACAAAACUGCGAUCACAAGAACACAGACCUUCAUCCCUUCAAAAUUAAGUGAAAUUUUUGGAGGUCAAUGGAGAAGUGAAGUGAAGGCAAGAGGUAGCAAAGCAUCAGCAACUAUACAGCCAUUUCUUUUGCUCCACCUUAAUAUUUUUCCUGAGCCUGUCUGUACAAUAGAAGAUGCACUGCGAUUGUUUUCUGCACCAGAAACACUGGAAGGGUACCGAGCAUCAGCAGCUGGAAAGGCAGUGGUGGUUUCUGCUAGCAAGUCUGUUAAGAUUUUGGAGCUUUCUGAGAUAAUGGUUUUGCACUUGGUGCGUUUUAACUAUGGAAGUCAAGGAAGUACCAAAUUGCACAAACCUGUGCAUUUUCCUUUGGAGCUUGUUUUUGGUCGUGAAUUGCUCGUCUCUCCAUCCUCUGAGGGUAGAAGAUAUGAACUUGUUGCAACAAUCACUCAUCACGGACAGGACCCUACGAAGGGACACUAUACUGCAGAUGCACGCCAUCCAAGCGGCAAGUGGCUGCAUUAUGAUGAUUCCUCUGUUACACAUAUUCGUGAAAGUAAGGUGCUGCACGACCAGGCGUACGUUCUCUUCUACAAACAAUUGUAGGUAUUACGGUAUUUAGAAACUGAGCAUGUAUUCUUGUACAUGUAUUUCAUUAUAUUCAGAAGCGAUAAAAAUGCGAUAUAGACUUAUAGUGAUGGCAAUAGCUAGUCAACAAAUAGUGUUUCACCAUUUUCUUGAAACUAGUCACUUGAGAUUUUCUUGCCUGUCAGAGAAAUAUCUUUUCAAUGGAACUUGAGAUUUGGAAUUCGGUGUUGGUGAAUGUCAUUGAUUUAGUUUUACUUCA